Messenger RNA from Dibothriocephalus latus, 1044 nucleotides. NCBI's taxonomy places the organism in Eukaryota, Metazoa, Platyhelminthes, Cestoda, Diphyllobothriidea, Diphyllobothriidae. The record is from the annotation of a GenBank genome assembly.
AUGGAUCGUACCACCCUUUUUUAUUUGAGGAGUGGUAGUGAACAAAUAGAUCCCCAAACGAAAACCGAAAAAGACCAGUCUCGCACAGAACGACUCGUUCGCAAAGCAUACCAAGAGAAACUCGAAAAAUGGGGAGAAAGCUCGUUGCGCCUCUUCAAGUUAGAGCACAUACGCUAUCUCACGAAGAGGUUGGUGAACCUACCUACGAGUAUGGAACAUUUGGAUGCAAGUCAACCAUGGUUGGCUUACUGGAUGGUUCAUGCCCUCCGGCUACUUAAUUUUCGAAUAUCAGACAGUCAAAAGCGUGAUUUAGUUUCGCUUUUAAAAAGUUGCCAGGUUUGUUUAAUGCUUUGCUGUGAGCUCAUAUUUUCGUUUCAGCACCCUGAUGGCGGAUUUGCUGGCGGUCCUAAACAGUUAGCUCACUUAGCACCGACUUAUGGUGCUAUUAAUUGUCUGGCUUCCCUUGUCUGUGUCGAUGCCUUAGAUGUUAUCGACAGACAAAAACUCGGUGAUUGGCUCUUAUCCCUUCACCAACCAGACGGCUCCUUCAUUAUGCACCAUGGCGGCGAGGUCGAUGUGCGUGGGGCCUACUGUGCCGUCUCCGUGGCUGCUCUAACUGGCCUGCUGAAAUCAAGACCUGAAAUUUUUACUGGCACAGCCAAAUGGAUUGCCCGUUGUCAGACUUACGAGGGUGGAUUCGCCGGGCAGCCUGGGUUAGAAGCCCACGGCGGCUACUCUUUUUGCGCCUUUGCGGCCCUGCAUCUCCUUGGUAGGACCGAACUCGUCAACAUUCCCCGUUUCCUUCGAUGGUCGGCUCACCGUCAACUACCGACUGAGGGUGGUUUUCAGGGACGUACUAACAAACUCGUCGACAGCUGCUACUCCUUUUGGGUGGGCGCACUUUUCCCCCUGCUGGAAGACGUCCUGUACACACGAGGUGACCCAGCCCUUGCCUUCGAAACUUCCCACUUCGAUGCCUCAGCGCUGCAGGUUAGUCCAUCUUCCCGGCUUAACUGUGGGGAAAUUUCAGAUUCUUGUUGUUGA